AAUUACAGUGAUAAACAAUAAAAAUGAUAGAAAAAUUAUAAGUUUUAUAUUAAAUUUCAGAGAUGUAGGCUUGCACGGAGCCCACGUGGUUCAGCUACCAAUGACUGGACCACCAGACGUAUGCUGUGCCAUCACUAACAGCUGGAUCGGAGUAUGUACUAUACUCUUGCUCACCACUACAACUGUUAUCACCGGAUAUGUUCUUAGAAAGCGAAGAUCUUCCAUACUGAAGAGCCAACGAGCACCGCGCACUCCACUGACAGAGCUGGAGCUCAAUGUGGCCACGCCUCCCGACACCACCAAGAGCCGACGCGUCAGCUUUUCGCGUCGCACCGGAGUAGCAGAAUUUAUAACUGAUGAAGCAACAAACACAUGGAAGACUAUUUACGUAGAGCAAAAUAAAUCAAUGGAGUCAUCAUUUAAUGACUCUGCAAAGAAUCCACCAAAACAAACGGUAGGACAUUUGGGCAAGAGGAUAUUUGAUCAGCAAUUCCAAGAAGAAGAAUUUUAUAAUUUUGGUAGCGUUAUAACAUCAAACAAUCCUAUAGCACAGGAAUUGAACAUGUCUUUACGAGGAAAUUUAACUCAACAGUUUGCAGCACUUGAAAGAGACUUUGAUGAGAAAAAACUUGCAGCUCCACAAACUAAUUUUGAAUUAAGUUCCCUUACAGAUCACAAGAGUAAGAUCUUUGUAGAUGAUCUCACAAAUCCAACGCUGGGCGAGAUGUCCAAUAAGAUUAAUAUUAAUUUCUCAUCUCUAGAGCCGGUUGGCGCAGCACAAAAUAAAUGUUACGAUUUAGAUGAAAUAGAAAAGGAUCUGUUAAUACCUCGAACCAAUUCAAAUCGACCUUUUGGUACAAUGACCGAUGUUUCGGAACAGAUUGAAUUUGAUAUUAAUACGAAUCCGAUUGGGUUGAGGAGCGAAGAGUUUGACAUGUCAAUAACAGAUACUGUACACAAUCCGCAAGUCGAAGAAGUAUUGCACAAUUACAAAUCAACAAAAAACGAUAGGAAAUCUAAUAUGGACGACGAUUGGACAUUAGAUAAAGAGAACAUAGUUGUUAAUCCUUAUGUAGCUCCUAAAGAAAGUGUUAAUUUUGCUAUAAAUGAAGUACCCGAUCAAGUAUUAGUGUUUGAUGGGAAAAGAUUAACCAUUCAAUCGGAACAUAAAAAUCCUUUUGACCAUAAUCGAGAAGAAAAUGAUUUUAACAAAACUUUAUUGCCUAAUGAGAUAUCCGAACGACCUCCACAAAGAAAAACGAUUGAUCUUAAUUUAAAUGAUGAUCUGCCUAAUUUUAUUGAUGUACCCGCAGCAUCCGGUGUGACCUCAGUUGGGAACAAUAUUACAACGAGUAAUGAACAGCAACAAAGACAUAACGAAAUCAAUUUUCAAACCAACAAAAGUGAUUUGUCAAAUUUACGUAAAACCAUAAUUUAUGAUAGCAGUGAUAUUGCUAAUAUUUCUGUAACGCAAGCUAUUAUUACAAACAUCCUUUUAGAAAAAGAAAAAAGAAAAACGAUUGUCUUUGAAAAUGAUAAUGGAGAUUUAUCUAUGACUCAAGCGUUGCCCUCUAAUGUUCUAGCGGCAAGUAAAAUUGUCCCACAAAAUAAAACUGUUCUUUACGAUGUAGAUAAUAUUUCAAUAACCCAAGCUGUGCCCACGAACUUAUUAUUGCUUAAUAAAUCUAUCGCUACUAGCAAAUCUGUAGCAACAUCUCAAAGUGAUUUCGACUUAUCUUUUACACAAGCUAUUCCACACAAUAUUCUGUUACCAAAUAAAUCGAACAGAUCUAAUAAAAGGAAUACAAUCGUUUUUGACAAUGAUAAAGCUGACAUUUCAAUAACUAGAGUUUUACCAUCAAAUAUACUUAUUUCUGACAUAAUUAAAAAUAAUAUUCCAAAUGAAAAUGCAGAUGUACAAAAUGUAUCAGAAAUUAUCAGCGCUACUAAAGAAAAUGUAAAAUUACAAAGUAACACAAUAUUAGGUGACAAAAAAGGUUUUCAAGAUCAUUCUAACAUGUCCGAAACUUUAAUGUUAUCUUUAAAUGUUAUACCAAACAAUGAUACCAACGGUGAUAACACGCAAAAAAGAGUUGGAAGACUAUCAUGUAAAAGUGAUAACUUUAUCACCAAUAUGUCAAUAACUGAAUCAGUUCCCAAUGAUAUUUUACUUGUCGAUAAUCCUGUCACCGAAACACAAAUAUGUGACGAUGUCAUUAAUUCCGAUAUAUCAAUGACACAAGCUCUACCAUCAAAGAUAAUUUUACAACAGAAAGAAAUUUUAGCACAAAAAGAAAUAGUUUCUACACACGAACCUGCUGAGGUGGUGCCAAACAAUAUAAAUAAGAUCAACAGCACUAACGAUCUCAAAAAUAUAACAACAUCUGAACAAAUAUCCAGAAAGAGUCUUUGUCAGUAUUCAGACAGACAUGACAUAGUUCAGGAACCUUCAGUAAGAGUGGAACAAUCCAAAAGUUAUGCUGAUAUGUCCAUGACUCAAGUAUUACAACCUGGUGAAGUUACACGUAAAAGUAUUUGUAGAAGGGGCACUAUAGUUUUCGAUAACGAUGAAAUGGGUGACAUAUCUGUCACUCGUGUUAUUCCAACAAAUAUUUUAUUAAAUGAAAUAAAAUCUAAUAGAGACAAUACAUUACUAAUAUAUGAAAACGUAAACAGUGAUGCAUUGUCGUCUGUAUCAGCGAGCGAAGGUAUGCUGACAAAAUCUGAAGAAAAUGUGCCGUCAAACAUCUCAUAUGCGGAUAUCCCAGCGCCAACAGAAACUACUCUUAGUAAUAAAAAUCAAAUUGACGAUAGAAGGAUAUACAGAAAUUCAAUAGCAUCAAGAACAAUACAACAAGCUAAGGAGGAAUUACAGAAAAGUAUAGUCGAAACCAAUAACGUGAACAAAGAUAUGUCCAUCGAUAACAUGUACCACGACCACACAAAGCCUCUUUCCGAACAAGAUGAGACUUUACUUAAAUCUAUGAAUUACAUUGAUUCCGUUGAUCAAAAAAUAGAAACGCAUAGUCUCAAAUCAAUCCCAGAGCAUAAACAUAAAGACGUGUUCGUAUAUCAAGCUGCAACAACACAUAAUGUUUCUAAGCAACAAGGAUUAAAAACCGAACAGGGUGAUGUCAAUAACGAUAGAACUAUGAAUACAUAUGAAGAAAAUACAUCGAGAAAGUCAAACGCGGGCAAAGAAAGCGAAGUAAGUUUGUUGAUACACGAUGUGUCACAUUAUAGAGAUGACACAAAAACGACAGAUGUCCCGCCAUCAAAACAAAACCAUAAAACAUCAAUACUAGCUGAACUAUUGAACAUGUCAGGUGAAUCUUUAAACAUGUCAGUCGAUGGGAUGGAUGAUAAAAAUGUAAUGGUAGGUCUAGAAUCUGAACUCGCCUUAGAAAAACUCGCCCAAGAUCGUAUUACAGACGAACCAAAAGUAGAGUUGACAAAAUCGAUCGAGUGCACAUCAGAGGAAGCAGAGAAGACUCCUGCUUUAAAGGAAGACCUGACCAAGCAACCGAGUUAUGAUGCAAAUCAGAAAGAAAUUCGAAGCUGCAUAAUACAAGCAGAAAAUAUUCAUCGACCGCCAUUAAGUUUGACUUAUGAACAAGAGAAUGAACCACAAAAUAAAGAGAAGAUUGUAAGUUCUAAUUCUGAUAACAAAAGUGAUGAAAAUAGUAUGAAAGAAGUCAACAACGAAAUCGAUGCCGAGGACAAGUGGCUAAAAGAGGCCGAUGAUACUAAAGAACUUCUAGAAAUGUUGACGGAUUUCACAGAUAAAACUAUAACCAACCAACCGGAGCUUGAUUCAAGUAAAUCAUCAAAAGAAAUUAUCGAUGUUCCCUUUGAAACGCAAGAAAAAACUGACAUAGUAACUAGCGACAGUAAAGAAAGUUGUGAUAAACUGCAGAAUGAUAUUGAAGUACCGAAGUCGUCGCAAGAAGCGAUGGAAGGCAUCGAGAGUGAAGAAUUUUACACUAAAGAUGUGACAGACGAAGACACAGAUGAGGUUAUGUAUAAAGAGGCUAAUCUGCGUCGCAAGUCAGGUCACGUGAGCAGGGAAGUCGUGAAGACAUUGCAGUUCGACGAAUCUAAUGAUGAAAUAAAAUGCAACUCAAACUCAAGUCCCUUAAAAAAGACUGCUCCUGUCGAUAUCUCUGCAUCGAAGGAUAGCAAAGCGAAAGUCAUCCCGACUUUCUUGAAUGAUGUCCCUGAUAGUCUCAAGUCCCUGAUGCAGGAUCUGGUGAAGCCGUCCGCGGAUCUGAUGCCCUUCCACGUGCCCGGAGUUGAGAAGAUAAAUAGAAAAUCUACCACGUCCGUUAACAAAGAAUUGCAGGCGAACAUAAUUACAUCUAGUCAAAUAGAUAUUAUUGACAUUAAUUCAUGUCCCGUAUCGGAAUCCAACAUAAUUCUAGCUCGCCGACACGAGGACGAAGAUGUUGAACUUACUGCUACCGACGUCGCCACGUCAGUCGAUUCCGAUGUCGACUGCCAUGUGCACAUCGGCGAGAAAAAACCUAAACAGGUUUUAGUAUUUGACCACAAGAAUCCUUUAAAUAAUGUAAUUUUAUGUCCAUCGGGUAAGACAGAUAUACACAAAUAUUCCCCUACAAAAUCAGAGCCACUCAAAUCCGGACAUGGAAAAGACAACUUGAAAACAUCGCCACGGACCUCCUUUUUAGAAGAGACAUUAAAAGAAGCCAUGGAAAUUCAAAGAGUUUCCACUCAUUACAAUAUCGAGACGAAUAAUGUUCAUGUAGAUAAACAAUAUAAUAAUACAAUACUUGAACAUUUGGAUGAAUCCUUGGAUAACAUCGGGGGUACAGAAAUUUUCUUAGACACGCAGAAUGAUCGACAUCCCAUCACAACUACAGAGGUUAACACUUUGAUAUCCAUGAAAUGCAACAAAGACCUCCUGCAAGCGAGCUCAUCUCUGACGCUAGUAGACGAGGAAACUGACAGUGGAAAGAAAAAUAAAUCACCCGUCAAGUCGCCGAGGACUUCGCCCGUCAAAGUUAUAUUCAAACUGAACGAUGCCGAGAACGAUAACGUUGAAUCGAGUUUCGAAUUGAGCGACGUGGAUUCCAACAGAGCCCAGAAGAGGAACUACCACCGCGCCAAGUACGACCAGUACAAGGUGUGCACCGACGUCACACCCAAACCACUCAGCAAGAUGCAAAAGUUGUCCUCGAGUCCGAGACGGGUCGUAGAAAAUUAUAAGACGGAAGCAAAUAAAUCCUUCAAUAAGACGUUUAAGAAUGAGUCGCCAAAGAGAUGUGUUAAAUCGAACAUUCUGAACAAUACCAAACCUAAAGUGCGGACUACGACAAUAGUACAGCACGUCACGGUAUGCAAAAUUAACGAGGAAGAGAAAGGAAAACUUCUACACCGAGUUGACGAUUUAGAAUCGAGUUCCGGUAGUACGCUGAAGACCGAGACGAUAUCGCGUAAGGAUCUGAAGGAUUGCACCAGCACGGAGCUGACGUCUUUUACUAGCAGUAACGGGAUGAAGGAGAUGGAGUACAUGCCGAGCCUGGUGACGGUGUCGGGCUCGCAGGAGACUGUCGGCGCGCGCAGCGACCACACCGACACCGACGACUGCAGCGAAGUUAUGAGCCAGAUUGAAUCUCUCUCCUUCAUGGGCAGUAAGGAGUGCGAGUGUGAGGGGUGCGAGCCGGACGCGUGGCGUUUCCUGCUGUUGCGCCGGCGGCUGCGACUGACGGUGCGCGUGGCGCGUGACGUCACAGACUUGUCGCCCCCCGCGCCCCCCACACGCCCCGACGCACCCCUUAUCAGCAUCACCAUAGAGCCAGUAUAUCAAGGUAACACAUAUUCUACCCAUACAAAAAUUACGCAGUUUCGCUACAUAAUAAUUUCCGUAUUUCCAGAGUCGGAUCCGGUGGCGUGCGCUAGUGUGCGGCUGGCGAGCGAGGCGAUGCGGUACGAGUGUGUGCGGUGCGGCGGCGGCGGGGGGCGCGGCGUGGGCGCGCUGCUGCGUCGAUGCGUGGGCGUGGGGCGCGCCGCCGCACGCUGGGCGCGACUCAUGGCCGAUGCCCGCGCCCACCUCGCCUUCACGCUUACACACUGCGGCAAGAUACUACUCAACGUGGCGAACUUCCACAUGCGGCGCGUGUGGCAAGUGACGCUGCGCAUCGAGCUGGUUGUAGAGGACGCUCGAGAGCUGGCGUGGCCGCGUGCUUGUCACGUCACGGUGCGCGACGUGACACCGGGUGCGGGGGGUACGACAGGCGCGGGGGGCUCGCCCGCCGGUGAUGACACGGUUGCGCCCCCCGCACCCGACGUGCGCCGCGUGCUGGCUCGCGUGCCGCACGACUGGGGACACGUGCCGAGGACGAUAUGGAAAGUCUUCAGACAUCUUAAGAACAAAACAGAGGAUGAUGAACAUUUUUGGCCUCCGCAAAGUCGAUGACAUUACACGAUAACAUUCAAAUUGUUGGACUGAUUUUAAUUAA
This is a messenger RNA of Papilio machaon (common yellow swallowtail), 6479 nucleotides long. RefSeq lists its product as uncharacterized. The coding region runs from base 101 to 6436 and encodes 2111 amino acids. The record is from RefSeq and is a predicted model, not a curated record. Lineage: Eukaryota; Metazoa; Arthropoda; Insecta; Lepidoptera; Papilionidae. The transcript has 7 exons.